UUGCACCGUUCCCGGCACGGGGAGCGGAGCAAAGGGGUUAAUGGAGGAGCCGCUUGCAGUUAGCGCACCCGCCUGCUCUUUAAUUCUCUCCUCUCCCCCACCCACGGGCGGCCAAGGCUCAGGUUGGGGAGGGUGGGGUUUGCUCCGCGCUCCCAAAUCUCUGACGUUCAAUGUUCCGGCCAAAGGCGGCUCGGUUUAACAACAUACCUCCGGCAGAGCGGGAAGGCAGCGCUCGGGCAGAGGACGCUCGGCUCUGCAGCGGCACAGAGCCGAGGCGCCUCAGAGCAGCCGCCGCCGCCGCUGCUGCGGGGGGACCCGACUGCGGCUCGCAGCCUGCCGGAGCCCGCUCGGAGGUUAUGGUGAAUUGAAUGAAGAGUACGUACCAUGCACUGGAAUUAAAGGUUGUGUAAAACUUAAAAGAAGCAGCAUUCUAUUCACUAGUUAUUGGACUCAAGCCUCCUUUGACCUCGGAAACUGAAAAUGAGGUUGCUAUGGGAACUGCUCGUGCUGCAAUCAUUCAUGUUGUGCCUUGCAGAUGACAACACGCUGCAUGGGCCAGUUUUCAUUCAGGAACCAAACAAUGUGAUUUUUCCUCUGGAUUCUGAGGAAAAGAAAGUGAAGUUGAGCUGUGAAGUAAAGGGAAAUCCUAAACCAACUAUCAGGUGGAAGUUAAAUGGAACCAAUGUUGAUGUCGGUAUGGAUUACCGCUACAGUAUAGUGGGAGGCAGCUUGCUGAUCAAUAACCCCAAUAAAACCCAAGAUAUUGGAAUGUACCAGUGCAUAGCAACAAACUCAUUUGGGACCAUUGUUAGCAGAGAGGCAAGACUUCAGUUUGCUUACCUUGAAAACUUCAAGACAAGAACAAGAAGUACAGUGUCAGUCCGACAGGGUCAGGGAAUGGUACUGCUGUGUGGACCACCACCACAUUCUGGAGAACUGACUUAUGCAUGGAUCUUCAAUGAAUACCCAUCAUUUGUGCACCAGGAUAAUCGUCGCUUUGUUUCUCAAGAGACUGGGAAUUUGUACAUAGCAAAAGUGGAAACAUCUGAUGUGGGCAACUAUACAUGUGUGGUGACAAACACUGUAACAAAUAAUAAAGUUCUGGGCCCCCCAACUCCUUUGAUACUGAGGAAUGAUGGGGUGAUGGGUGAAUAUGAGCCAAAAAUAGAAGUACAGGUCCCAGAAACAGUUCCAUCUGCAAAAGGAACAACUGUGAAACUGGAAUGCUUUGCCUUGGGAAACCCAGUUCCUACUAUUAGUUGGAGAAGAGCAGAUGGUAAACAAAUACCCAGGAAAGCCAGGAGACAAAAAUCGAGUGGAGUUCUCGAAAUCCCAAACUUUCAGCAGGAAGAUGCUGGUCUAUAUGAGUGCGUGGCUGAAAACGUGAGAGGAAAGAACAUGGCACGAGGGCAGCUUACAUUUUAUGCACCACCUAACUGGAUUCAGAAAAUAAGUGAUGCCCACAAAGCUAUAGAUGAAAGCAUCUUUUGGGAGUGUAAAGCAAAUGGGAGACCAAAGCCUUCAUACAGCUGGCUAAAGGAUGGUGAACCACUGAUGCCUCGGGACAGAAUUCAGAUAGAACAUGGAGCACUUACAAUAACAAAUGUGAAUCUGUCAGAUGCAGGCAUGUAUCAGUGUGUAGCAGAAAACAGACAUGGAGUCAUUUUCACCAGUGCGGAGUUGAGUGUAAUUGCUUUGGGUCCAGACUUUUCCAAAACCCUCUUGAAAAGAUUAACUCUUGUUAAAGUGGGCGGUGAAGUAAUCAUAGAAUGUAAGCCAAAAGCUUCCCCCAGACCUACUUAUACUUGGAAGAAAGGAAAAGAGAUCCUAAGAGAAAAUGAGAGAAUCAAUAUUAUGGAUGAUGGAAGCCUCCGAAUUGUCAAUGUCACUAAGGCAGAUGCUGGAAGUUAUUCCUGUAUAGCAACAAACCAUUUUGGUACAGCUAGCAGCACUGGAAGUUUGGUGGUGAAAGAUCCAACACGGGUUGUGGUGCCACCUUCCAGCACGGAUGUCACUGUUGGAGAAAGUAUUGUCCUGCCUUGCCAGGUAUCUCAUGAUCACUCGCUAGAUAUUAUGUUUACUUGGUCAUUUAAUGGACACCUGAUAGACUUUGAGAAAGACGGGGAUCACUUUGAAAGAGUUGGAGGGGAUUCACUGCAUGGCAGCAGGAAGAGCACCAUGAGGCAGCAAAUCUUUCUGCGUGGUACCUUGUCUGUGACAGUAUGUUUGAGAUUUGACUUAAUAGAUGAUUCAGCUGGUGAUUUGAUGAUCAGAAGCAUCCAGCUGAAGCAUGCUGGGAAAUAUAUCUGCAUGGUGCAAACAACUGUGGACAAGCUAUCGGCUACUGCAGACCUGAUUGUAAGAGGUCCACCAGGCCCACCUGAAGCCGUGACAAUAGAUGAAAUCACUGACACUACAGCUCAGUUAUCCUGGAGGCCAGGAGCAGAUAAUCACAGCCCCAUUACUAUGUAUGUAAUUCAAGCAAGGACCCCAUUUUCUGUGGGAUGGCAAGCCGUGAACACAGUUCCAGAUAUCAUUGAUGGCAAGACAUUCACUGCAACCGUGGUGGGAUUAAACCCUUGGGUUGAGUAUGAAUUCCGAGCAGUUGCAGCCAACCUCAUUGGGAUUGGGGAACCAAGCAGACCCUCAGAGAAAAGAAGAACUGAAGAAGCUCUUCCUGAAAUCACCCCAGCUAACGUCAGCGGAGGUGGAGGGAGCAAGUCGGAGCUGGUCAUUACCUGGGAGACGGUGCCUGAAGAAUUACAGAACGGAGGUGGCUUUGGUUACGUGGUGGCUUUCCGACCCUUGGGCACAGUGAGCUGGAUGCAGACUGUAGUAGCUUCUUCUGAUGCCUCCAGAUAUGUGUUUCGAAAUGAGAGCCUGCCGCCAUUCACGCCCUAUGAAGUUAAAGUGGGCGUGUACAACAAUAAAGGGGAAGGUUCUUUUAGCCCCGUGACAGUUGUAUAUUCUGCAGAAGAAGAACCCACCAGAGCUCCAACCAGCGUCUUUGCCAAAAGCCUUUCUGCUUCGGACAUUGAAGUUUAUUGGGCCUCUCCGCAUGAGAAUCAGAGUAAAGGAAGGAUACAGGGUUAUGAGGUUAGAUGUUGGAGACAUGAAGAUAAGGAAGAAAAUGCUAGAAAAAUCAGGACUGUUGGUAAUCGAACAUCUACAAAAAUCACUAAUCUGAAGGGCAAUGCAUUAUAUCAUUUAGCUGUCAAGGCAUACAACACCGCAGGGACAGGACCCUCCAGUGCUACAGUCAAUGUCACUACCAAAAAGCCACCACCGAGUCAACCCCCUGGAAACAUCAUAUGGAAUUCAUCUGACUCCAAGAUUAUACUGAACUGGGAUCAAGUUAAAGCACUGGAUAAUGAAUCAGAAGUGAAAGGAUACAAAGUUUUAUACAGAUGGAACAGACAGAGUAGCACAUCUGUAAUCGAAACUAAUAAAACAUCUGUCGAGCUUUCUUUGCCUUUCGAUGAAGAUUACAUCAUAGAAAUAAAGCCAUUUAGUGAUGGAGGCGAUGGCAGCAGCAGUGAACAAAUCCGAAUUCCAAAGAUAUCAAAUGCAUAUGCGAGAGGAUCUGGUACUUCUACUUCAAAUGCAUAUGAGUAUACAAGAUAAACCUGAGAUAACCUUCAAGAACAGCUACAAUCUUCAAAAAUAAGUAUACAGAUUUUUGUUCCUAGCCAAUACUUUAACAUCAUAUAUUAAGCUUUCAUUUUAUUGUCUUUAAGUAGCUUUGUCUUGAUCAUAAUUAACAUUAAAUUGAACAUUAAAGUUGAUAUUACAUAGUCGUAAUCUCUUCCUAUAGUAACAUAGACCAAGUUACUGCAGCAAAAGAAGGACCAGAUUCUGACCUUAGUUACCUUGGUGUAAAUUCAAAGUAAUGCUAAUUUAAAUCAAUUAUUUUACUCUGGAUUUACACCAAGGAAAUUAUAAUCAUAAUAUGCAUGUCUUUAAGAUUUAAAACUAAUUCUGGGUUCCACUGUCUGAAUAUGUAUUUCUUUUCAGUCUACAUUUUAAAUGUAAUUCAUAAAUCUUCAUAAUUUAAUCACAAAGUUAUGUUUUCUUAUGUAAUCUCUUUUGAGUGUAGGUCAUAAACUGAAUCUGACAGAUGUAUCAUGUUUCUGGUGAAUAACUCUCUAAAGUACAUUUUUCAUAUUAAUUUGCAAAGUAUCUUUUUGUGUGUAUGGUCCCUUAAUAGUUCUGUACUAGGAAGUCUUUGUUUCUUUACAAACUCUUCAUACAAAUAUGAAGUUUUAAUAGAAUCAUAUUGGAAAAUGACAAUAUCAACAGAAAAAUAACUCUUCUUGAAAAAAGGACUGUUUGUUACUAUGGGAUCAUUUUGUAAGUCCACUCAGAUGGAUCAAUGCUGGUAAAAAGGAAAUGGAAUUUUCUAUAAAAAUUUUCAAGUUUAAAUGCGCUGCAGUGCUUUAUUUUUUUCCUGAUAGCUUAAAUUUGCCUGUAACUUGUCUUUUUUGCUUACAAAAUACUAAAAGUUAACUUUUAAACCUUCUCAAUAUAUUUAUUCAGUAACUCAUAAUUGGGAUUCCACUUGUGUAAAAGUCAGGGGUGUUAACCAGAGAAAUAUUGUCAAUAUUUCAAGCUGUGUUCCUUUCUUAGUUUGAUAUGGUUACUUCUAUGUAAACACAAAAACAAAAAAAACCACAAAAACAAGAAAAUGAAACAAAAAAAAAAGCCUAUGUAGUUUUCUCCCCGGUGUAAAUGAUAUUUAUCGGUGAUCUAGCAGAUGUAAUCUUUUUUUAAAGGUAUUGGUAAUAAAUAUUCUGUCAUUUGUAAA
Messenger RNA from Mauremys reevesii (Reeves's turtle), 4804 nucleotides. RefSeq names its product contactin 4 (gene CNTN4). Gene Ontology annotation, molecular function: cell-cell adhesion mediator activity. The coding region runs from base 481 to 3624 and encodes 1047 amino acids. The record is from RefSeq and is a predicted model, not a curated record. NCBI's taxonomy places the organism in Eukaryota, Metazoa, Chordata, Testudines, Geoemydidae. The transcript is spliced from 26 exons. Gene Ontology annotation, biological process: brain development; cell-cell adhesion.